Molecule: messenger RNA, 938 nt
Organism: Cyprinus carpio (common carp)
Lineage: Eukaryota; Metazoa; Chordata; Actinopteri; Cypriniformes; Cyprinidae
Gene: iapp
Product: islet amyloid polypeptide
Cellular component (GO): extracellular region
Molecular function (GO): hormone activity
Source: RefSeq, a predicted model, not a curated record
AAAUCUUCAAGCUAACCCCCCUCUCGAUCUCUACUGGAAAUGGAGGGCUAUAUUUGGAGGAGUGUGGUGAUGUCACAAGUGGAUGAGGGUAGGAGCCUAUAACAGAGAGGAUGGAGUGAGUGUGUGAGUGUUUGUGUGAAAAACAGAGACAACGCCGGCACCUCCAGGAGCUGCUGUCCACUGGUUUGAAACCGCUGGAAAACAAAUACAAGUAUUCCUGUCUGCCAUGUAUCAUCUGAAACUGCCCUCCCAGAUCCUGAUCUUCCUUGUGAUGCUGCAAUGUGUUGCCACAGUCCCUUACAACAGGUACUCCCUUCCCUCUGACGAAAAGCCAGAUGACUCGCAAGAGGUCGAUGGAUGGCUGGUUACAGAUCUAUCUGACAAUCCAUUUGUGAGUUUUACAAGGCCACGGCCUCCAAGGGGCCUCACUGCAGUGAACAGUCAUCACAUGGAAAAGCGGAAGUGUAACACAGCCACCUGCGUGACUCAGAGAUUAGCAGACUUUCUCAUCCGAUCCAGCAACACCCUCGGCACCGUCUACGCGCCGACCAACGUAGGAGCCAACACUUACGGGAAGAGAGACUUGCUGCAGUCGCCCAUUUAUCUGCCCCUAUAGUUCAAAUGCAAACACAGUGGAAAAUACAGGCAAAUAAAUGUAAGAUGUAUACUAAUGAUGGAAAUUAUUCUGUUUGUUUUAUUUUUAUUAUUAUUUAUUAUCAUGAUUAUGUUUCCCCCUGAGUAUAAAAGAGCCAGUGCCUUUUGGUGUAAACAACUGUUUGCAGCAUUUUCAGUUUUGGGUAAACCUUGCAUGUCAAUAAGUGUUUUGCAACAUGUUAUCAUGAUGGCAUAUGAAUAAAAUGUAUUAUAAAAAUGACAUGGAUGGCAAAGAAGAAUGGACCUUUUGUUUAGAUUUAUUUUGGUUUCUAAUAAAAGAAAGA